Molecule: messenger RNA, 1962 nt
Organism: Scheffersomyces amazonensis
Lineage: Eukaryota; Fungi; Ascomycota; Pichiomycetes; Serinales; Debaryomycetaceae
Gene: HAP41
Product: Hap41p
Exons: 1
Coding region: 390-1571 (393 amino acids)
Biological process (GO): regulation of DNA-templated transcription
Cellular component (GO): nucleus
Source: RefSeq, a predicted model, not a curated record
AAAUCCUAUUUCAUAAAUCUCUUUCAAUUUACUUUCCUUUCCUUUGGUUUAUUUGUUUAUUUAACUUACAGUCAUAAUAAUUUAACGAUCCUCAACUACCCUUAAUUCAUCUAUUCAUCUAAACUUACCAAUUACCUUUCGUACCAUCAAUUCACUCAUCUUAAACUUAUUUUUUCUCAUUCAGCUAUUAGCAGUCGGACAAUUUUUAUACCAGAAUACUAUGAAAUUAUAGUAAACUAAGACAAGUUACCUUGAAACCACAACUACAAUUUGAAAAAUUAAUCAUCUAAAGAAAUUGAACAAUAAAUACAAUUAUCAAUUCAAUCUAUUCCAACAAUAUUACUAUUGAAAAUCCGAAAUCUAAAUAUUCACAUACAAAACAGUAAAAAAUGGAACCGAUCCAACCUUCUAUCAUUCCAAAUACCAACAUAAAUACCACUUCUUCAUCCUGUUCUCCUAUAGUCGUGAAAACUUCAAAGCAAUGGGUAUUACCUCCAAGACCCAAACCUGGUAGGAAGCCAGUGUCAAAUUCUCACACUUCAAAUAGUGCUGCGACAUCGACUAACACCACUAAUAAUUCCGCACCAAAUUCCACAUCAUCCAACUCACAUAUACUAGACAAGAAAAAGAAAGCCAACGUAAAAAAGAUCUUACCAGUAAUACAACCAACUGGAGAGGGCUCAUCUAUUUCAUCAUCAAGUAUACUAUCUCAAUCAAAAUUAUCAACAACUGUUACAUCCCCAUGUUCAGUUCCAACUACUCCAUCACAUAUUCUUGCUAACUUGAAUCAGAAUAUAAAAUUGAUAGAUUCGGAAAAUAUUUCUUUGAAGUCCCAUUUAUUGAGUUUAAUUCAUGAUUACAAACAAUUGAGAACUUUGGUAUUAGAUAAUACUUCAAGUUAUUAUAAUAAUUCCAAUGUAAUGAAGAAUUCAAUGCCUCAUAAUAUCAGUAAUUCGGCUGUUACGUCUACCAUUGACAGUGAUAAAAACGUUCACAAGCGUUCUUAUAAUGAACAACAAUUGAUAGACAAUGAAUUUGACAAUUAUAUCACUAUUCCAAGCAAAAAGAUGAAUGUGAUGGACAAUAAUCAUGAUGAUGACGACGAAGAAUUACUUGAAGAGGUUGAUGAAUUAGAUAGUGAUAUCGAAGAUGUUGAAGAUGACCCAAUGACUUCAAGUAGUAGUCCUGCUAAUUCUGCUUCUUCAUCUACUCGUUUAUCAAGAACUACUUCACCUUAUUCGGACGAUUUUUCAGAAAGUAAUUCCCUUAUGUCAACUUUGACUAGAUCUACAACUGUUUCAUCUUCUACAUCUUACUUGAAUGAUGUUAAAGGAUUGAGAUCUAAUUCUAAAUUGGUUGACUUCCCACUGUUCAAUCCAAAUGCUCCCUCAACGUACCACUUCAAGUUCGAUGAAUUAAUGAACUCAUCGUCUACUAGUUCUGCACCUUCAAUGUCAGAUUUGAUCAACCAGGAUCAAUAUAAUAUGAUUACUGACUUCUUAGAGGAGAAAUUGAUCAAUAACGAUGUCAGAUACUAUGUUGAGAACAAUUCCAACUUGGAAAAUUGGUAACUACUAUCUAAAUUAUUACAAACUAUUCCAGACUAUUUCAAUCUAUUCUAAAACUUUACUUUUCAGUUCAAUAUCUUUUAACGGCUUAUUAUGUCUUUUGUUACCUUUCCUUCUCCCUGCUUCAGUUUUUCAUCAAUAAAAUUGCUUAUCUUCAUGUCAAAUUAUUAUUACUACUGUCAUUAUUGUUAUUAUUUACGACUUUUAUUUGUCCCUUAGUUGAUUUCAUUUAUUUAUUAUUUUUAUGGUUUAAAGAGUUUUUUAUACGAAAGUACGAUUGUGUUCAAUUGAGUGAUUAUAUGAUUUUUUUACGUCUUAUUACGACUACAAGUUCCUAUUUAUUUAUUUAUUAUUUAUUCUAUUAUGCUGCUUCUUUAUUAUUGGAUUUCUUCCC